UUCGGUCGGUGCAGAAGGAAAUGGAUGGAAAUUCGUGGAACAACACCACCAUACCCAUCAUCGUAUUUUUGCAAGAUGUUUUGAAGUUUGCAGUGCUGAGGAUUCCCAACUGGUUGUGGUCGACCCUGCAGAACUGAACCACUACGUCCCCCUGUCAGCCUACAUGGUUCAAGGCAGACUCCUGAUUUCUCCUAAGGCAUUCCUGCUACACUGAGAUUCAUCAUGUUGCUCCGUGUCAUCCUAACCGAAGAGGACAUUCGGAGGGUCAUCAUUGAGAACAUGCCCGACACGGUUGAUGACCUGCACUUGAUCCUCAAAAACAAGCUUGGAUUGGAAGGAGUUUUGAGGGUACAAUUUCAAGAUCCAAUGUUCAAUAAUGAGCUUUGCAACUUGAGUAACAUGUCAGAUCUCCCUAAAGAUAAAGUGACUUUGAAAGUGUUCAGUCAGCCUCUUGAAGAGCUCCAAUUUCCUACAGAAGAACAUUAUCAUACAGACUCAACUUUGGACACUGCAAGCUUAAUCACAUCCCCUGAGUCGAGCCCCAGUCGAGUCGAGUCCACCCCAAGUCGUCGUCGCCAGCUGCCUCUGUCAUUUCAGAUUCCUGCCUUUGCAUUUGAUACAGAGCUAAGGUUAAGGCAGGGAAAUGAAGCCUUCCAGAAGGAUGGAACCCUUCUUGAUAUUUCCAAAGGUAUGAAAUCAGACAUUUUGGAAAAAUUAGCAGAAGUGAUUUAUGCCUUUACCCCCCACGUAGAACCUGAGGAAAUUGAUAUGGUGGCGCAAGCCCUCAUCAAAAAACAUCCAUGUCUGAGGGAACCAGGGUCUGUUGCUGGAUGGUACUGUUGGAGGUUUAGUUUAAAAUGUAAAAUGGGUAACUUCAGACACAAGCUAAAAGAGGCUGGAUGUCAAGAGCUCAAGAUCAACUCACGGUCAUCCAGCACAUCUGGGAAAAGAACUUUUAAGAAGGCUAGAAAAUCAGAAGUCAACUUCAUGCCAAACAUCCCGGAAGGAAAAACGAAUCAUUCCCUUGACGAAGAAAGGACAGCAAUGCUCACAGAAAUGAAGAAGAGGAAGGUUGAUUGGACGAAAAUUAAGGCGAUGAUGACCAGCACAUUCUCUUUGCGAAGAAAGGAAAUCGUUGAGGACCAGCCACUUGUGACGGUCAUCAAAGAUAGAUGGCCAGCACUGUUCUCUGAACGUCAGAUUGAAGCCGAGUUUGCUCGCCUCACCACUGUUGACCUGAAAGGCUGUUUCUUUGCUGGCCUGGACAAGUAUCUGCAGAGGUUUAUUGAUCUCUACAGAGCCAAGACUGGUGUGGUGGAGCUGAAGAAGCUGUUGACAACACUGGAUAGUGAUUGUUCCAACCAAUGGAGAAGGACCAUCGUGCUGAUGGGGCUCCCCCACUACCUCAAAGAUGUUGCGUCCAACUUUUACAAGAAAGUUCAGGCCACAGAUGCUGAGGAGGACAUGACGAGAGGAAUGACCGUGGGCAUCCUCGUGGUGGCAGACGGGAAUGAUACUUUUAGUUUCGCUGUGGUCAUCGAGGAAGAAAUCAUCCUUCCGUCGCUCAGUGAUUUUCCAACAGCUGUGGCACUUCUAAUGGGUCUGCUCUACGCAUUGAACAUUGACUACCCCAAAGAUACAAGGUACACAUUUGAAGUCAUUCAGAAGGUGCUCAUGGACAUUGGUGGAGGCCAUUGCACUGCGUUGGUUCAUGGCUUGAGAAACAGACUCUUGAGGAAAACCAUGUAAGCUUAAAGCAGAGUUUAAGCUUUGGCCAAAUGUGAACAAAAUGUGAACUUGAUUGAGAAAUGGACUCUCUUGUUGUUUUUGUUGUUUUGUUAUUUGGGGGACAGAGUAACACAGUAACAGACGGUGUUUGUUAAUUUGGGGGACAGCGUAACACACAUGGUAUGGAUUUCUUUGGGGGACAGAGUAACACAGCAACACACACGGUGUGUAUUUAUUUGGGGGACACAGUAACACACACUGUGUGUUUAUUUUGGGGACACGGUAACACACUCGUGUGUAUUCAUUUUGAAGGACAGUAAAACGCACAGUAUGGAUUUAUUUUGGGGAAGGUAACACACACUGGGGUUUUAUCCACAGUGUGUAUGUGAUCAAUCUUGUUGUUUGUGAUGCACUUUUUUGAUGCACCUUUUUUAUUCUUUGGUUAAUUGCUCUAUUUGUAACUGGCUGCACAUUGUUUAAUGCCAAAACAUUUGUUUAAGAGGUCACCAAAAUGGAAAAUGUUGCCUUAAAUUUCUAUUACUUACAAUGUAAGAUACAUUUUAGUAUUGGUGAUUGCCUAAAUAGGAUGCAUUAAAUAACAGAUAACACAUGAAGUAUUAUGGUAGUAUGAGUAUCUGCCCAUAGUGAGAUGAUACAAAUGUUCCAUUUUGAUGACAUCAUGUGUUGGUACUGUUUUAAAGGAGUAGCUCAGCCUUCUUUUCUAUCAAUUACACACCUAAUGAAGCCUUCAAUUCAUUUAUUUUUAUUUUUGUUGCAUUCCUAAUUGAGACAAAAAUGUGAGUCUUCUCUCUUGAAUCAAAUGAUUGGCUCGGUGAUACAAAAACAAUCUUCAUGAAUUCAAGCCUUCAUGGGGUGUGUAACUGAUAGAAAAUAAGUAUUUGUUCCAAAAAGUAAUUGUAUUUACUCAUGUGUUUCUAUUAAAGAA
Molecule: messenger RNA, 2674 nt
Organism: Sardina pilchardus (European sardine)
Lineage: Eukaryota; Metazoa; Chordata; Actinopteri; Clupeiformes; Clupeidae
Exons: 6
Coding region: 223-1749 (508 amino acids)
Source: RefSeq, a predicted model, not a curated record